Messenger RNA from Colletotrichum truncatum, 723 nucleotides. NCBI's taxonomy places the organism in Eukaryota, Fungi, Ascomycota, Sordariomycetes, Glomerellales, Glomerellaceae. The record is from RefSeq and is a predicted model, not a curated record.
AUGCAGUUCUGGGGGUACAAGUUUGAAACUCUGGCAACUCUUCCCGCCCCCUGGGGCGACACAUCCAGAGAAUACAUCGAGAAUAGAGAAAAAGAAGUGGUGAACAACAACGCGCAGUACUGCUCCGUAGUCCGAACGGGCAUAGGACAGACGGUAAUCUGCAUAGGAGGCGAAGUCGACGCCGUCUGGGACUGCAAACCCGCGAAACAAGGCGCGCCCACGAACUGGGUCGAGCUCAAGACGAGCCUCGCGAUCCGCGACGAUCGCGACGUCGACAACUUCCACCGCAAACUGAUGAAGUUUUGGAUCCAGUCGUUCCUCCUGGGCGUACCAAAAAUCAUUGUCGGCUUCCGGAGCAACAGAGGCAUACUCACCAGCGUCGAGGAGAUUGAGACGGAAAAGAUACCCGAUACGGUACAGCGGCGCGGACGGGCCUCAUGGAACGGGGAUAUGUGUGUCAAUUUUGCUGCCGAGUUUCUAGUUUGGCUGCGUCAGACUAUUAACGACGAUGGCGUGUGGAGAAUACGCAGGCGGCCGGGGAACCCUACCAUUGAAGUUUUCAGAGUCGAAGAGGCUGGCCAUGGAGAGAUUCUGACGGACGAGUUCAUUAACUGGAGAAUCAAACUGUCAAUGAAGAGCACUGCGCCUGAGCCUGAGCCGGAACCGGAGACGGCACCGGAGACGGCACCGGAGACGGCACCGGAGACGGUGCCAGAGUCAUAG